Molecule: messenger RNA, 1937 nt
Organism: Oreochromis aureus
Lineage: Eukaryota; Metazoa; Chordata; Actinopteri; Cichliformes; Cichlidae
Product: butyrophilin subfamily 3 member A2-like
Exons: 7
Coding region: 176-1534 (452 amino acids)
Source: RefSeq, a predicted model, not a curated record
CUUUGACAGCGACAGUCUGGAUCAGUGUGUCGGAGUCUGGGGUCUUUAUCUGUGGCUGUAACACAAAGGCUCUCUGGCCUUGAGUACCAAUUGCCUGGGUGCCUCCACUCUGUGGAGAAACAGCUCUACACAGAGGUGCUACAUAAGGCUGGAAAAAGGUCUUCGAACUUCUACAAUGUUUCGCCUGAAGGAUGGACGAUGCUGUAAAAUGCCACUUGGGACCAUCUGUGUCUUUCUUUUUCAUCACUCUAUUUUUUUCUUUCACUUAGCACACUUUUGUGGAGGUGUGUCUCAGGUGGUUGGUCCAUCUGACCCAGUUGUGGCAAUAGUUGGUGAUGACACUGUCUUACCGUGUCAUCUGGAUCCUGCUGUGAAUGCUGCCGAUAUGACAGUAGAGUGGACAAGAUCCGACCUCACACCCAGAUUUGUCCAUGUUUGGCGUGACGGUGUGGAGCUCGUGAAUAAAAAAAAUGAAGCCUACAUGGAAAGAACGUCACUACCCAUUAACAACCUGAAGCUCGGAGACAUUUCAUUAAAACUCUCCAAAGUGAAACUGUCAGAUAGGGGAUCAUACAAAUGCUUCAGUCCUGCACUUAGUGGACAAGCCAGUGUUGAGCUUGUUGUUGGUGUAGUUUCAUCACUUAUCAUCACUGUAAUGGGAAAUAGUGAGGACAGCAGUAAAGUAGUGUUGCAGUGUGAGUCUGCAGGCUGGUAUCCAGAGCCUGAGCUGCUGUGGUUGGACGGUGAGGGAAACCUCCUCUCUGCUGGACCUACAGAGACCCUCAGAGGUCCUGAUGACCUCUAUACUGUCAGCAGCAGAGUGACUGUGGAGAAGAGACACAGCAACAACAUCACCUGCAGAGUCCAACAGAGGAACACCAACCAGAGCAGAGAGACACACAUACAUGUUCCUGGUGAUUUAUUUAACUCUUCAUGUAGUUCUGCUGGUCACAUCGCCAUAAGUGUAGUUGUGAUAGUCCUGCUUAUUCUUGCAGUUGUCUUUGUUGUGUGGAAAUAUCGUUCCAAAUGUCAAGACAGAAACACAAGAACUGAUCAGGUCUUCACUGAGGAGAGAACAGAAACACAUCAUCUCACAAAAGAUGUUGACACUGUCGACUUUAAUAUAGAUCAAGAAAACAUCAAUGCUCGGAUUAAAAAAGAAGAGAAAGACAAAACUGAAUUGAUAGUGGUGGUUCAAUUUUUAAUGGCUCAUAAAUAUGAUUUAGACAAUGAUAUUCAUGAACUUAAAAAGACACUGCGUGAUCUACAGAAACAGCAAAAUGAAAAUCAGAGUCGGCUGGUAAAAAAUAAUAAAAAACCGGCAGACCAAGAAAGCCUAAAAUUUGACAAAAUAAAUGAAGAAGAGACAACUAAUUUUAAAACAAUGAAGAAAAACAUUGAAAAAGAAAUAGAUGAAAAGGAAACACAAAUAAAUUCAGUAUCGUAUGUGGUUGAUGUAAUCGCAAAGAAGAAGAAUGAGUUAGAAGAUACUAUAAAGAAAACUCAAACACAGAGGGAGAAUUCAGAGGCAUAAAUGUAAACCUUAACAAACACUGAUAAAUGUCUGCUUAAAUUAAUAAUGUCACAGUUCAAAAAGUAACACAUUUACAGUCUCUAACAUUGAAACAAGUACUACAGGACAUAUUACAUGAAUGAAAGCAAAUCCACAACAGCAGCUAAAGUAAAGACAAGAUGUGUCUGCAAAGGUUCUCAGUCAUCCAGGUCAUUGUAGUCUAAGGAGCUUGGAAAGAAAAGCGUCUGGACUUCUUGAAGUUGCUUGAAGAUGUUUCAGUCUUCAAGCAGAGGAGUAAAAGAGGCCAUUUACGUCCACUGUGAGCGACCAUCUUUGAACAGAGGCGGUGGUUUACGACACCAACUGUCUGCCAUCUAUAAUCCAAUUUUGAGAUCCCUUCCCAGACCCCUUAAUGCCCACUCAC